Peronospora belbahrii is the source of this 1476-nucleotide messenger RNA. The record is from the annotation of a GenBank genome assembly. Lineage: Eukaryota; Oomycota; Peronosporomycetes; Peronosporales; Peronosporaceae.
AUGCCUCAAUAUGAUGAGCUACUGGAUGCGCAUAAGGGUCGCUGUGCUGUGGCCUCCGUGGCAAUCCAAGCUGGAUCUUGCAUCCUUCGCACGUCUGCUCUAUGCACUGUAUCUUUCUCUUCUUGUGGCUGGUGUUUUGCGUCUCAGGUCUCUCUUUUUCGCUGUACAGGCUGCCGUAAAGCUCGCUAUUGUUCUCGUGCGUGUCAACAACGUGAUUGGUCUCAACAUCGUCGCGAAUGCUCGGCUUGGCGCUCUAUUCCAGCAGCCAAUAAUUUGCCUACAGUGUUAUUAGUCUGUCGACUUGCUGCCAAGCUUUUUCUGGGCUCUAUAAUCAAUGAGGAAGAGAGGAAUCAAGUAUUCAAAUUACGUCACCAUUUGGACGACCACUUGGAAUGUAAACGUCAACAGUUCAAAGAGAUGUCACAAUUAGUGCUUCUGCUCUUGUUGCAGUAUAAAGGAGAUACCAAGCAACAGAUUGUGAGCUUUGACAAGCUUCAGAACGACCUGGAGAUGGAGAUAUUGAGGCUUUUCGGACGUGUCAACUGUAACGCGUUCUCAGUGGCAAACAACGUGACAAAUGAGGCACUGGGCAUCGCCUUGUUUCCACAUGGUGCACUAUUCAAUCAUGACUGUGAUCCAAAUUGUAUUGUAAGUUUCAAGGGACGAGAAAUGCUGGUGCACGUGGUGAAAGACGUCGGAGUGGGGCAAGAACUCACAGUGUCAUACAUUGAGCUGCUACAGUCGACGGAAGCGAGACGAAACGAGUUAAAGGAUUUGUAUUUCUUUGAUUGCCAAUGUGCACGAUGCAAGGCUGCCAUGAAGGAGGAGGUAGAGGAUGAUUGGUAUCUGAAUGGACUCGUAUGCAGUAACAAGAAAGAAGAGACUUGUAGCGGUGUUGUGGUGGUGGAAAAGGCGAUAGACGGUGGCGUUGGUAGCGCUGUAUGCAAGAUAUGCGGUAUGAAGCGAGAGAAAGAGGAGAUUGAUAGGUUUGAAAGGCAGCUAAAGGAGCUUGACAUGCUUACAUGUACUUCGGAGCAGGACAAAUGGCAUGUGUAUCAACGAAUGUGGGACAUUAUGACGAAGCGGCUACGACUACAUCCACGUAAUUCACGUGUAGCUAUCAUGGCCCGUACGAUUGGUAACUUUCUCUUUGGAUCGCCAUCCCCAGAUUUGCAACAUCUAGCACUACCUUUCUUUUUGGCGGAGCUACGUGCAGUGGAAUGGCUGCUUCCGAAUACAAAGCUUCCGUCAAGGGGUCUACUUCAUUUCCAAAUUGGCAAACUGUUGCUUGAGGAGGUAAAGAGAGACUUGACACCCUCGUCUCUGGAUCAAGCUACACAGAUUGAGAGCGCUGCAAAACAUCUUCAACAGUCCCUUUCAGUGUUGAACUGCGUGUACGGAAGUGGUAGUGAUGCUGUACAAUCUGCGCAGCUGAUGCUAGAUGAGGUUCAUCGCACAGCUCUUCAGCUUUUCUAG